Molecule: messenger RNA, 6676 nt
Organism: Hemicordylus capensis (graceful crag lizard)
Lineage: Eukaryota; Metazoa; Chordata; Lepidosauria; Squamata; Cordylidae
Gene: B3GAT1
Product: beta-1,3-glucuronyltransferase 1
Exons: 7
Coding region: 635-1639 (334 amino acids)
Biological process (GO): carbohydrate metabolic process; chondroitin sulfate proteoglycan biosynthetic process
Cellular component (GO): Golgi membrane
Molecular function (GO): galactosylgalactosylxylosylprotein 3-beta-glucuronosyltransferase activity
Source: RefSeq, a predicted model, not a curated record
GUCAGCCACAGAUGUGAAGCCAAGCUCUGCCUCUUUCCUCCUUCUCCCUCCCACUACCCUUUCCCCCUUCCCAUCUCUCUCUCUCUCUCUCUCUCUCUCUCUCUCUCUCUCUCUUCUCUCUCUCUCAGACAUUCUUCUUUUCUUUCUAUUAAUGCUGCCCUUCUGCAUAGAGACAAGCCCUGCUAAAGCCGUGGUCUUCUUUCAAAGCAAACAGCAGAGGAAAAAAGGAGAGAAGCACUGGUGUGCUGUGAUUUUAUUUUUAUUUAUUUAUUUAUUUAUUGCUUGGAGGAAGACAGGGGGGAGGAUUCUUAGGGGGGCUUUUUUGCUUGGAUUUUUUUUUUAAAGGAAAGGGGAGAGGUCUGGAAGAACUGCAGAUGCUUUGAAUUGUGCCUCUGUUUCCAAGGAUUAAAGGAUGAAUAGGCACGGCGAAGGAGAAAAGAGGCGAUUCAAGCAACCAGAAUAAGGCCUCCCUCGGAAAGGGACCCUGAAGUCUGCCCUGGCGGCUCCUGCGACGCUCGAGAGCAACGGCCCCCCGGUGGCAGCCUGCCCCCUCCCCGGUGGGCCAACCUGCUUGUGCAAUGGGUGGGUUGUGAGCGCUGGUAAUGAGGAGCUGUGGGUCCCAUCGGUCUUGGAGAUGCCGAAGAGACGCGACAUCCUGGCUAUCGUGCUGAUAGUUCUUCCCUGGACGCUGCUAAUCACCGUCUGGCACCAGAGCACCAUUGCUCCGCUGCUUGCCGUGCACAAGGAUGAUGGAGGGGACUCCCGUCGCGACUUCUCCCAAGGUGCAGACUCGAAGGAGUACUGUCUGUCUGACCGUGAUAUCGUGGAGGUGGUUAGGACAGAAUACGUCUACACCCGCCCGCCUCCUUGGUCAGAUGCCAUGGCUACCAUUCAUGUCAUCACGCCCACCUACAGCCGGCCCGUCCAAAAGGCAGAGCUGACGCGGUUGGCAAACACUUUUUUGCACAUCCCCAACUUGCACUGGAUCCUGGUGGAGGACUCCCAGCGGCGGACCCCUCUGGUCACCCGGCUCUUGAGGGACACUGGGCUGAACUACACUCACCUCAACGUGGAGACCCCACGCAACUACAAACUGAGAGGGGACAUGAGGGAUCCCCGGAUCCCCAGGGGGACAAUGCAAAGGAACCUGGCCCUCCGGUGGCUGAGAGAGACCUUUAAUAAAAACAACAGCCAACCUGGGAUUGUUUACUUUGCGGACGACGACAACACCUACAGCCUGGAACUCUUUGAGGAGAUGCGUUCCACAAGGAAAGUCUCUGUAUGGCCCGUGGCCUUCGUGGGCGGCUUGCGCUAUGAGUCGCCCAAAGUGAACGCUGCUGGGAAAGUGUACGGCUGGAAGACUGUCUUCGACCCGCACCGGCCUUUUGCCAUUGACAUGGCGGGCUUUGCUGUGAACCUCAGGCUCAUCCUCCACCGACCUCAGGCUUACUUCAAACUGCGAGGGGUGAAGGGUGGCUACCAGGAAAGCAGCCUGCUCCGGGAGCUGGUAACCCUGAAUGACCUUGAACCGAAAGCUGCCAAUUGCACUAAGAUACUCGUCUGGCACACGAGGACAGAGAAACCUGUGCUGGUGAAUGAGGGGAAGAAGGGCUUCACAGAUCUCAACGUGGAAAUCUGAGGUCACACAGCAAAAAACGGGGGGAAAUAGAAAAAUAUUAACAGCACGUUCCUUCUUGUGGAGUCUCAAGCCAGCCGCCCAGUCUCCAGAAACAGUUGGGGCACUUUUUAACUUAACGGGAGCAACCAAGAGGAACCACUAAACUGAUCGAAACUGCUUAGACUCUCCUGAACUUCCUCGCAGACUCUUGAACAAAGAAGGGAAACCACACAACUGACCCUCUGGAGACAAACCAGUCAAGCAAGCAAACAAAAGCACAGUAGCCGUGAAGUUGGUAUCACUUUUGGUCCAGGAUGCAGAGGCUCAUUGGAUGCUGCAGGAGGAAGGUGCAGACGAUGCUCCAGGAAGAAGCUGUGCCUGGAACGCCCCCGUCAGGAGCCAAGGUUCAGACCAAGGAAAGGGCUUCCAUGGGACAUUAAUAACGACAACGGUUGCUAUUUGGACCAACUGUUCCCCCCACUCUUGCCCUCCCCAGGAGGUAUGAACUGCUUACAAGAGCACAACCAGGCACAGCAGCUCUUGAGUUAGAAGGGGAAGCUGCCUUUGGCAGUGGCCCAUUUGCUCAUGGAUUAUAUUAUGCUAUAAAAGACAGUUGGAUCUGGCCAGGAGUGGGGAGAGAACAGACUGCCGACUGUAAACUAGCAAAUAAUCACAGUAGCCCUUUCCCUGCAAUCUGUACCUCAUAUGUCGGCUCUGGGAGAGGAGGCUGUGCCUGCCUGUGUUGUGUAGCCAUUACAGCACCCACAUUAGGGUGCUUUUCACCCAUGCCUCCUACCCUAUCCAUUGGAAUAAUUGGACUGACCCUUCUGAGCUGUCCCAGCUGCACAUAUUCUGUAAGGCACAUUGGGUUUUCCCAACAUGUGUGCCCAUAAGGUUAGCAAAGGGCUGGUGAGUGCUGCUUGCCCCCGCUGCCAAUCAGCCAAUGCUGCUGGGGAUCCUUCCCAGCAACUGGCUGGCACAUUAUUUUGGCCCAACUGUCACUUUUCAGGGAAAGGACAAAAAAGUAGCAGGUUCCUUCAUAUGAUCAGUUCCCAAGCUAAGAUUCUGUAGAGCACAUACCAUCAAUUUCAAAUAUGUGUCCUCUGGUUGCAGACAAAUGGCAAACAUGUGAUGCUAUCAAUGGGACAGCUGGGGGGAAACCAAUGGGGCUUAUGUGGGCCCAGGUCAAAGCCACAGAUGCAAGCUGGCAGUAGUGAAACCUGCUGCCUAAAGCCAUCUGUGAGGGAUGUUGGGUUCCCUCAGGGGCAGUGUUCCCUGUAAGAGGGAUUCCCAUAUGACUACAACUCUCAUAAUCCCCAGCCAAAGGCCAUUGCAGCUGGGAAUUCUGGGAGUUGUAGUCAACAUCUGGGAAGCCUUCUUACAGGGAACACUGCUCGGGCAGUUUUAGUUACACACUGGUAAUACAAAUGGGGGCAGGUUUUGAGGUGGGAGGAGUGGUUGACAUACUGCACAAGGGUACAUCCACUCAGUAAUGUUGCAUGUAUUGCGCAAAUGACAUUACAAAAGAGUAAUAAAAAGAACAACUUCAUUUGUUAGCUGCCCCAUAACAAACUGGGCUGCUCACAAUAGAAUUCAAAAUAUGCAGUUAAUACAAAUAAAACAAAAAAUUGGCAUAAAAUAUAAAAUAUCAUUAUUAUAUACCAUUAUUAUAUUAUUAUUUUAUAUAAAAUACAAAGUACAAUAUACAAACAUUUUAAAAACUUUUUAAAAGCCUAUUUUAAAAGACCCGAGUAAACAGAAAGGUCUUCACUUGGCAUCUAAAAGAACAAAGUGACAACCCCAGGCAACCCUUACUGGAGAGGCUAUUCCAUGAACGGGGUGCCACCACCCAACAGACCCUCUCCCUAGUAGCCACCUGCCUCACCUCAUUUGGCAGGGACAUUCUGAGCAGGGCCUCUGAAGAAAAUCUCAAGGUCUGGGUAGGGACAUAUGGGGCAAGGCACUCUCUCAGGUAAUGUGGUCCCAAGCCAUUUAGAGCUUUCAAGGUUAAAACCAGCACUUUGGAUUGUGUAAUCCCUUUAUUUCCAUUGGUCUUACUCUUCUGUAACAUCAUUUGGGCAACUUAUUUGCACAACGUGCAUGCAUGCAACGUUAUUUAUUUAGUAUAUUUGCAUACUGCCCCUAACUCAUGUCUCUGGGCAGUUUACAAUUACUGCCGACUUACCUUUGUGCCGUGUAUCAGUUGGUAAUCUAUAAGAGCUGAUUGACACAGCCUAGUCUACUCAUGCAGCAGAAUGGGGUGGUAGAAUCCUGAAGUGGGCUGUAUUGUUUUAAAUUGCCAGUGAAUGACCACCUGUCUGAAUGCUCAUGUUAAAAGCAAAAAGCAAAACUCCCUGCAAGCAGAAAUCUAGCACAGCAAAGGCUGAAAACCUUUCUCCCUGAUGUGCUAGGUCUUUUCAAAUUUCUUGCAGGGUUCUCCCCAUGCCCCACUCCUAAUAUGACAGAGCAUUCACACAACUGGUAUCUUCUGAUUGCAGUCAGAAGCAGCACAGUUCAUUCUAUCAGCUCAAGAUUGUACCAGAUGCAUAGACCUGUCCCACACUAGACAGAAUGAUGUGCUAGCAUUUUGGCCUGUUCCACUGCAGACUGUGAGUGCGUGCAUGUGCAUUUUUGAUUACUCUCCCAUGUAACAAUACUUCAGGGAAAGCGCUAUGCUCAACCUCUCUAAAGUCCUUAGUGGCCUACCUGCAAAGUUGGAGAGUUUGACAAUAGGAACAUACUGGUAGUCUGAACUGGAUAGCCCAACUCUUUUUGCAUAAUGCAUAGAUUUGUACUCCUCCUCCACUCCCCCCCCCACCCCGCUUGGAAGUGGAUGAGAACGAACAUGAGAAUGGGUACUUGCUGGGAGAAUUUUCUUCAGGUACCCAUGGGGAGGUAGGACUGUCUGCAUGACCUUGGAGCAAAGAUUGAGGAUUUUUAAAAGAUGUUUUUAAGACAGCCUGUAUACGGUCCGGCUGCUGCUUGUAAACCAGAUGGAGAUCUCGCGGCAUGGCUCUUAAGAUGAAGGAGGUUUGGCUGGAUCCCAGCAGAAACAGCUGUUGCUUUGCUCAUCCCAGGUACCGAGAAUUAAAAGAGAGACACAGUACUGUAUAUUUUUUAAAGGGAUCAACGGAAGUUGGUCCAGUGGAAGACAAUCACCUUUCUUAAUCAGUCAACAUGCUUCAUGCAGACACCUCUACAGAUUCAGAUGGGAAGAGGGUCAAGGAAGUAACCUUUUCUCUGGGCUAUAUUCCUCCUUGUUGGAGCCAGGGGCCCACUACGAGGGUGGAAGGAUGUCCUCACAGAGUGGCUGGAGAAUAACUGCACUGAAGCUCUGUCCCACAGCCCAGUGAGAGCACAGGAGGAGGGAGAAGUGAUGUUUACCUCUCUCCCCUUCCUCAUGCCUUUUUUGCUUACAGGAAUACAUCCCUGAGGGUCACACAGCCCUCAGGGACCUAUUCAUGGAAGGAGAAAGGGCUUCUUUGAAAGUGGCUCCCCCAGCACCCAUGCUGAGCUAAAUAAUAGCUUCAACACAGCUAUUCUUCAGCUACUCUGCGAGGACGGAACCCUUCUUUCAUCCUUGUGGUGCUGCACAAGUUGUGGGACACUGAAUGUAGUGGAGUCAACAGGAUCAGAGUAAAUUAUGAACCUUGGCAAGUUGAUGAGCUCACCGAGAAUGAAGGUGGGGAAGGUGGGCUUAUUGGGUGAACAAAUUAAGUUCUGGCUAUGUGCAGCUAUGCACUUCGGAGAAAAUGAUUCUCCCUCUUCUCCCCACACCCCACCCAAAAUGCAGAAAACCACAUCCAUACUUAGUGCUUGCCUUGACUCUUGCUUGCUCAAAGGGAGAGGAUUUCACACUACAGUUCCAGGUUUGUACAGGAUCCACGUGAGAGUUGGUCUCCAAAAACCACAGAGGCUGUGUUCAAACUGUUCCUGCAAAGUGGGGUGGAAUUGAAGCCCCCCCCCCCCCCACCAAAAAAAAAAAUCCCUCCACAAAGAAAACUAGCACAUGAGGGGGAAGGGGAGGCUAGAAUGUGCAGUAAAUUUGGUUGAUUUGUUGAUAUUUGGGAGCACACUUAAUUAGUGAUCGCCUCACUGAAGUGGUAGAGACAAAGGAACAUUCUGACCAUCUGAUUUGCUGACUGCCUAUACUAGCUCCAACAGUCUCACUUGCUGAAUUGUGAAGGUAUAUCCCAUGAUGCACUGCACUAUUGUUUGCAAACAGUCCCUGUCAGACCACAGGUGACUUCCGCCGACAGCUAAAAGGCCGGAAGAAAAAACAGACUAAUCCAUGCCAGGAUCAUAUCAAGUCACUUGUCUGGUGCAGAGGGGAAGAAUGGGAACAGUGGGGCGCUCUCACAGUGACUUGCUUGCAACUUGGAUACAGCCUGUGUCAGUCUCCAGCAAAACUGAAGACCAAAGACCGAUCCAUCCAUUCCCCUGCCCUCUUCAGGAUUCCUUUUCUAAAUGGCCUCUCUAAGAUCUUGGUUAAACUUCUGCCAUCUAAAUGAAUCCCACUGACUCCUGGCUUUCUUUAAUUUUUUUUUUUAAGCGUUUAAAGCACAAUUGUACCUGCCAGAUAAAGGGACAGCAGUGAAAUCCUAUACAGGAGAAUGCACUUUUGUUUUUAAACCCUUAUACAAACAUAGCUAAGAUGAAUAGACCAUGUGGAAUCAGGUCACUCUUUGGACUAAUGACACAUCUCGAUAUUUCCUGAUACUUAAAAAAAAAUAGACACACGUUUGUUUAGUUUCUUUUAAUUUACUGCAGUAUUUAUCAAAACAAUCAAUGGAAAAAAACCAAGCAAUUCUUCCUUUAAACCGAUAAGGCUUUUUUUCUUUUUUAAAUUUCCAACUAUGAAAAACUCUGUAAUCUUUUUUUGAAGGAAAAAAUGCAAUCGACUUAAAAUUCAAAACUCAACCGUAUGGAUGUGGGCUUUCAGGACCUCCCGUGUGGAUUUCUACUCUGCUGAGAGCGGGAGUCUUCAGCAUUCUAACACAGAGCCCAGAUCUAGCUUAUUGAGAAUUCAGAGGCGUUUAUUUUUUUUAAAAAAAAGAA